AUGGCUAUUCAGAAGCAGCAGAACGGAACCAGCUCCCCGAGCUUGACAGACUUGCUCGAGUUCGUGAGGCUCAACUCCCCGUACUAUGCCAAGUCAUGGAAGGCCUGCUGGGCCGAAAAAGACCAACCCGUCGUCUCCUUGAGGGACCUGCCUGUUGUUGACCACGAGUCGUUUUGGGAAGCAAACACUUGCCUCAGCAGCAAAGUGAUAACCUCGAAACAGAAGGACGGCAUCGUGUUCAAGACGGGCGGAACAACCGCACACCCCAAGGUGUCGUUCUACAGCCAGAAGGAAUUCCACAGCAUCUCUUUACAACUUGCCGAGUCUUUAGCCCGCUGCGGGGUUGGCGAAGGAGACAUGGUCGCCAACCUCUUCUACGCGGGCGACCUCUACGGGAGCUUCUUGCUGCACAUCCUCUCAGUCUACCACCUCCCGAGCGGCGCCAUUCAGCUCCCCGUGGCCGGUCAUGUGAGUGUCGAGUCGAUGGAGAGGCAGAUCGUCGAGUUCGAGGCCACGGUCAUCCUCGGCACGGUCACGACCAUGUCGCAGAUAUCCGAGCGCAUCCUCGGCGCCGGGAAGACACAUCCGUACGUGCGCCUGCUGCUGUUCUCCGGGGAGGCCUUCUACGACGACCAGGCCGGCCUGCUGAAAGCCGCCUUCCCGAACGCGACCAUUAGGUCCCUGGUGUACGGGUCGAUGGACAGCGGGGUCAUCGGCCUGCCGCCGGCCGCGGAACACUACACCGGCGACCCCCGGCUGCACCAGGUCAACGACCCCAACGUCAUCGUGGAGAUCGUCAACGAGGACGGCGAGGUCACGAACGUGCCGGGCGAGGAGGGCAGCCUGGUCGUGACCAACGUCGAGCGCCGGCUGAUGCCCAUCGUCCGCUACCCCUCCGGCGACCGGGCCGCCUGGGUCGACCCGUCGCUGGGCCUCUUCCGCGUCCUCGACAGGGACCGCACGGCCAUCCGCCUCGGGCCCGUCUCGAUCGACUUCGUGCACCUCAGGAAGGUCGCGUCGACGGUCCUCGGCGACCGGCCCGUGGGCAGGCUGCAAGCCGUCGUCACGAGGGAGGACAGGAAGGACCUCCUGACGGUGAACAUCGCCUACACGCCGGCCGCCGAGGAGGAGGCCCGGCUGCAGGCGGAGCUGAAGGAGGAGCUGGGCACGGUGCGGCCGAUGUUCCGGGAGCACGUCGAGAAGAACCUCAUCAACCCACUGCAGGUCAGGUUCCUGAGCAUGCAGGAGCUGGCCGUCAACCCGAGGACCGGCAAGAUUGUCGAGGUGCUGGAUCUCAGGUCGACGACGGUGUAA
Messenger RNA from Colletotrichum higginsianum IMI 349063, 1314 nucleotides. RefSeq names its product AMP-dependent synthetase/ligase. The coding region runs from base 1 to 1314 and encodes 437 amino acids. The record is from RefSeq and is a predicted model, not a curated record. The transcript is spliced from 2 exons. Lineage: Eukaryota; Fungi; Ascomycota; Sordariomycetes; Glomerellales; Glomerellaceae.